Messenger RNA from Girardinichthys multiradiatus, 1475 nucleotides. RefSeq names its product LSM11, U7 small nuclear RNA associated (gene lsm11). Gene Ontology annotation, molecular function: U7 snRNA binding. Gene Ontology annotation, cellular component: U7 snRNP. Gene Ontology annotation, biological process: mRNA 3'-end processing by stem-loop binding and cleavage. The coding region runs from base 285 to 1271 and encodes 328 amino acids. The record is from RefSeq and is a predicted model, not a curated record. The transcript has 4 exons. NCBI's taxonomy places the organism in Eukaryota, Metazoa, Chordata, Actinopteri, Cyprinodontiformes, Goodeidae.
GAACACGACCACUGAUAAUCACGUACCCGUAUAAAAGUGCAAUGGGACUUGUAGUCCACAUGAAAAUCAAGCUAUUUUUCUUGACUCUUGGAAAGCAAAACUGGGUUACUGGUAAAAAACAAACAAAAAAAAGAUAAUAAAUCACAUGAUAUUCUGGAAAAACAUAUUGUGACGUUUUUAGUGGUACUUGGAGAGUAAAGAAAAAGCUAAACCGUCAGGACGGCAGCAACUUUCCCAGGAUUCCUCGCUUCAUGUAGUUCCGCUCUUCUGCGGUUGUUUCAAACAUGGAGGAGAGGGAAAGAAAGAGCGUGAAACCGGACAGUAAACAGUCAGCAGUCUCCGAACCGGAGCCGAUACCGGAGGCAGAGAAAUUAAAUGUGUGUUCUGAGAAGUUCGACCCGCUGCUGGCUUUGUAUUCCCCCGCAGCGCCGCCGCUUCCCUUUCCGAACAUCAAGUGCUUCAAUAAUGUGGCAGAGUACGAGAGCUUUUUAAAGGGCGGCCGGGGUCGAGCCAAGCCGGAGAAUGUGGAGAAAAGGCAGCGGAAAGCGAUGAAAGGGGUGGCAGACCCGGAGCGCAUCGAGAGGCUGAAGAAGCUGAUGGUGAACAACCCGGUGUCGGAGUCAGACGUGGGGGAGAGCAGCGGCGCGGCGGCGAGGAGGAGCAGGAGGAGGCAGAAACCGCAGAAAAAUGUCCUAACAAGGAUGUCUCUGUGUAAGGGCAGUCCCCUGGGGGAGCUGCACCGCUGCGUCGAGGGGAGGAUCAGAGUCAGAGUCCACAUCAGGACCUUUAAAGGACUGAGGGGAGUGUGUUCUGGCUUCGUCGUGGCCUUCGACAAGUUCUGGAACAUGGCCAUGGUUGACGUAGAUGAGACAUACAGAGAGCCUCUACUGGGAGAGGCUCUGUACCAUGAGAAAGCUCUCACCAUUUCACGGCUCUUUGAGAAGCUGAGUCUCCAGGAAAGCUUGGGAUGCAGUGAGCCGAUAAAGAAGCAGGAAACCAGAAAAAAAUCAAGCGAGGGACAGUCUGCAAAUCCCAAACCCGCUCCGAUGAGCUGCUCCGUUUGGCCCGCUAAUACGAGGGAGGACAGCGGGACAGCAGAACCCAGGCUGUCAAAGGAUGCUGAAAGCAAAGCAGAUAAAGGCAAUGUCUCAGCAAAGGCUCAGGAUCCAGCGGCCCAGCAGAAGACGUACGGGAAGGUGCACACGCGCCACAUCAACCAGCUUUUUAUUCGCGGUGAAAAUGUCAUCCUGGUAAACCCACAGCCACUCUGAGUUAUUUUGGUUUUCUCUGAAGUAGCCUGGCCAGAAGACAGCUGCAAGUUUAGUCUUUUACUGAGCAUACUGCUGGAGCCAUCAGCAUAAUGUAAUAAGAUUCAGAUGAAUUGAGCACAAGCCGUUAUAUCACAUUGAUAUGAUACACCAGAGAAAUGAUCUUCUUAUUGAGAAAUAAAAGCGUCUUAAUUCAGAUUAAAGUAA